Messenger RNA from Funneliformis mosseae, 189 nucleotides. The record is from the annotation of a GenBank genome assembly. NCBI's taxonomy places the organism in Eukaryota, Fungi, Glomeromycota, Glomeromycetes, Glomerales, Glomeraceae.
CUUGGACAAUCGUAUAUAUUGAAGACUAUCAUUGAAAGUGAUGAAGAGCAAAUUAUGGAGGCAUAUGAUAAAGGUCUCGAGUGUUUGAAACAAGCUUAUAAGCUUGAUCCAGAUAAUGAAAAUUUGAGAGAGCAAUUGGAAACACUUGGUGCCCUUAUUAAGGAUGACAACGUAGAAUAUUUUGGAUGA